AUGCGUCCAUUUUCCUUUCGUCGCCGCGUUCGACAUGCGUUGGCUCGCUUUCGUCCCAAACUACCAAAGGUUCGACUACCAAAGAAUCGAAAGAAUAAGACCAGCGGCCACAGCGCCAUAAGCGGCAUCCAAAAAAUCCCCCAUGAGAUAUUUCAACUCAUCAUCGCAUUCCUCCCAAUACCAGCUCAAAUCUGCUUUGCACUGACUUGCAAGUCUCUGCUCGCCGCGUUCCAGUGCUUCCUCGAUGGAGAGAAUCUAUCACUUCCUCAGCUCCUGCCGCGAGGAGAUCGGCUAGCCUUGGUACCAAAUGUUGAUGAAUGCCCUCGGGUUCAGCUACUCCACCAACUCGAAAAUGAUCGCUGGAAGUACUGCGCCGACUGUUGGGACCUCCACCCACUUGCUGCAUUCUGUGUCCCACGAGGCCGAGCCUCACUCGCUAUAUCGAGCAGCCUCCUCUCCGCCGAUACCCUCCGUCCGAUAUGCAUGCCGUAUGCUGGCGAGGUUUCUAUCUGCCCUUGUCGAAGGAUCACAUUUCGGGACAAGCAGUAUCUGAUGGAACAACCGAAUUUUAACGAGAUGUCCGACUCUCAGCUAUCGCGCAUCCUAUACUACCGACAAUUCUUGUACCCUCUUACACAUAAGUGCGCAGUGACUGGUCAUCCGAAAUAUGUGAUUGAGGUCGAAACUGCGCUUCGGGAGUCUACACAUACUCACACAUUAUGCGUGCUGAGUCGGCAUAGGGUCUACCUUCGGUCCGAAACCACACAGCGGCCAAUAUUUUCUUCGACUUGGGAUGAUACAUCCAACACCCCGUCGGGAGGCGUGCCGCGCCUUCCAGGUAAGACUGCCCGAGAGUUCCUGAAAAGCCUCUACGAAGAGUCUGGUUCGGGCUUUGUUGGAUGGAACAAUAGCCGUAAGUGUCGGCUAGAGUUCAACAAACAUGGUCGCGGGGUUUCGGUCUACGUGGUUCGGAGCCUAGGGAAAGAGGACUGGCCGGAUCGCGAUUGGGCUCGCCAAUGUCGCUAA
Molecule: messenger RNA, 1026 nt
Organism: Penicillium bovifimosum
Lineage: Eukaryota; Fungi; Ascomycota; Eurotiomycetes; Eurotiales; Aspergillaceae
Exons: 1
Coding region: 1-1026 (341 amino acids)
Source: RefSeq, a predicted model, not a curated record